AUGUCGGAGCUUCUGGGCUGUGACGCUGUUGGAUGUCCUGUGGACGAGUACCGUAUUGCUCAAUGCAAGGUUGGGAAUGCGACUUUGAAAGCCGUUGGCAUUGCAAACGUAACCACCAUUGCCGAUACACGGCCAUUCACCUGGACUCUUGGCCUCCAAGAGAGGCCGAGUGCAGGUAACGGCCCGCAGAUAACCUUUGACCGGAAUUUCUAUCUCGGCACCCCACCAUCUCUGCAGCUGAAUGGUACGACUGGUUGCGCCCUCUUCUUCGAAGGCAUAGCUGCAAAUCUCACGGUACCCGAGGACAAAGUGGACAGCUUCACUUGUUCUGAUGUUCUCAAUAAGGAUUGCGUCUCGGACUUGAUUACCCAGGCGCAGUUAGCUGUUAAGGCUGGUGAGCCUGCCAAGGACUCAGACUUUUGUAACGAAAUGCGCGAGUCCCUGGUUGACAAGCCGCCUUCAACCUCUCUGACCGGCGACAAGCCUCUCGAGAAGACGGACCAAAGUCAAUGCCGACCGACUACGGGUCAAAAUUACGAUUUAUCUCUCGUCACCAGCCAGCAGCAACAAUCCUCGAGCCGCGAAUUGGAGCAGCUAGCUCCAGUUCUCUACGCUAUCACGCCUGUGAUGACCAUCUUUAGGAAAGGAGAUGAUACAAAAGCUGGGCUGACUUGCCUCAAGUUGGUUGAGAGCAAGGCGAACCAGACUACUGACGACACGAAACCACAAGGCUCAUCCGCUGGAAUCAACACCCCUUUCAUGGCUUAUUUUGCUUUGGUCUCUUUAACGCUCGUUUUCGUGCUUUAA
Molecule: messenger RNA, 807 nt
Organism: Venustampulla echinocandica
Lineage: Eukaryota; Fungi; Ascomycota; Leotiomycetes; Helotiales; Pleuroascaceae
Exons: 2
Coding region: 1-807 (268 amino acids)
Source: RefSeq, a predicted model, not a curated record